Molecule: messenger RNA, 267 nt
Organism: Lodderomyces parapsilosis
Lineage: Eukaryota; Fungi; Ascomycota; Pichiomycetes; Serinales; Debaryomycetaceae
Gene: TIM8
Product: protein transporter
Exons: 1
Coding region: 1-267 (88 amino acids)
Source: RefSeq, a predicted model, not a curated record
AUGUCGAGUAUUUCCCCAUCAGCACUUCAAAAUCUUGAUCCAGAAAGCAGAAAAGAGAUGAUGCAAUUCAUCGAAGCUGAACAAUCAAAGUCAAAAGUCCAAUCAUCGAUACAUAGCUUCACUGAUAUGUGCUUUAAGAAGUGCAACAAAGACAAGCCUUUAACCUCACCAACUUUGGAUAGCAAAGAAGAACAGUGUUUGGUAAACUGUUUAAAUAGAUUUUUGGACACGAAUAUCAAAGUUGUUGAAUCUUUACAAGGGAAAUAG